ACGGAGAGGAGAGGAAUCGAGAGGCGGCCGCUCAGAAGCCUCCCUUCUACUUCUUACCCUUUCUUGAGAGGAGAGGAACAGAGAGGUGGCCCUUCCGAAGCCUCACUUCUCUUUCCUUUUCUCUCCAUCUCUGUUUCUCGUCUCCUCCUUUUUCCGCUCCCGUCCGAAUUAUAGACCAUAACAGUAGAACCGAGGAAAAGAGACGACAAUCCUAUAUUUUCUGCUCCAAAGCUGGGAUUUUUCCGCUGAAAUCGAGGAUUCUGCCCCAAAGUUGUGAUCAUUUCGCUAAAAUCAACAGAUUCUGAUCUAAGGUUGCGACAUUUCUGCUAGAAUCGGCUGAUUCUGCUCCGAAAUCGUGAUCUUUGUCCCCUCCAAAAGCGCUGCCCCAGAGUCGUCCCGCUAAUAAAAUUGACUGAUGCUGAGCAAAAACAAACGAAUUAGAAAGACCCACUCGGGAAAUCCCCCGAAAAGCGCGGCCAUGGCCGAUUCUUCGGAGCGGAAGUGCUCUCUGAAGCUCUCCCUCUUCGUGGGCCGGGCCGAGUCCUUCGCGUCGGAGCCCACCACCGCCCGGUCGCCGAGGUGCUUCGAUGACGGGGCCGUCGGCCUGGGUAUCGUGGCGGCGAUGAGCAAGGCCGUCGGCGACGCGAGGGCCCCGGCCCUGUCCAGGACCGAACCGAUCCCGAUCCUCCCGGCGAGGCCCCCGACCCCGGCCAAGCAGAGGGAACCCACCGCGAGGGACGAGGAGCUCUCAGAGAGCUACACGUGCGUGACCUCGCACGUGCGUGGCAACCCCGUGACGGAGAGGGUCUACUUCGGCGAUGGCUUCCGUGGCGUGGACGGUAACUACAGGCGGAGUUCGGAGGUGUUUUUCGAGUCGCCUCUCCGGCCGCCCCCCCCCACCGGCGACCGAGUACUUGAGCCGCUGCUUUCUGUGCCAGAAGGAGCUUCAUGGGCUCGAUGUUUUCAUGUACAGAGGAGAGAAAGCCUUCUGCAGUGUGGAAUGUCGAUGCCAGCAAAUUCUAAGCGAUGAGCACAGGGAAAAAUGUGGGUCUGAAGAGUCACCUUGUUCAACUCCUCUUCUUUUUGCACCUGGUGCUGCAGCGGCUUAACUAUAUCACGAUAGAUUAAAGAGGAAGCAGAGAGAGAGAAGUGAUAAGAAAAGUUUCCAACAUUAUAUUCGGUAUCGCCAGCUAGGUCAUAUUAGAUAUCUGCUGGUGCCUUGCACAUGAGAGUUGGGUUUGAGUCGAAUGCACGGCGGUGUGGAGUCAAGAGGUGGAGAUGCACUCCCAUGUUGGCAUUAUAAUAGUAGAGAUACAGAAACAGAGAUGAUAAGAGGGUCCUUUCUUUUGGUGAUAAGAGGGCCUUGCUAGCCUUUCAAAUAGCAGAGCAAACAUUGGAAGUUUUGGAGAUCAUAGAUGUUACAGUUUUUCAGUGCUAUUAUUUUUGUUACCAGUAUGCCUGCUACGAGGAGAAUGAUUGAGCCAAACAUUUGCAUAUACAUUGGAGACCUCAUGCAGCUCGCUUUAUCAAUGCAUGACUGUUGAUAAGAACUUUACCUGUUAUUCUUUAAGUAUGUAUUCAUCAGGCUCUUGGUUGUUAGUGUAAUUGUCCUUGUUGAAGUAUUCAGACCUUUUUGGGUUGAAAUGAACAUUGUUCUGCUAGGUCCAUCCAUCGCAGCCAGACAA
This is a messenger RNA of Phoenix dactylifera (date palm), 1685 nucleotides long. Its product is annotated as FCS-Like Zinc finger 14-like. NCBI's taxonomy places the organism in Eukaryota, Viridiplantae, Streptophyta, Magnoliopsida, Arecales, Arecaceae. The record is from RefSeq and is a predicted model, not a curated record.